Messenger RNA from Aspergillus mulundensis, 393 nucleotides. RefSeq lists its product as uncharacterized. NCBI's taxonomy places the organism in Eukaryota, Fungi, Ascomycota, Eurotiomycetes, Eurotiales, Aspergillaceae. The coding region runs from base 1 to 393 and encodes 130 amino acids. The record is from RefSeq and is a predicted model, not a curated record. The transcript has 2 exons.
AUGGAUAAAGACAAGUCCCCGCCUCGCCAUUGGCACGGUAGUCCGGGCGAUCGUUAUGAACACCACAAUGUCUGGGUGCGAGGAGGCGCCGCCUCAAACUAUAGACGACCGUCAACCUCUACUACGGAUGCAUUCGGGUCGACUGAUAGACGGUCCUCCAGUGCAUCAGAAGCAGAUGCCGGUGUUAAUGAAGGUGCACGCAGCCCUCCGUCGUUGGGCGAGCGAAGGAGGUCCAGCGGCCACGGCCCAUCUACUCUAUUCGAGAGCCUGACCAGUCAGAAGCGAAACUCAAACGAUGGCGCCUUUGCCCAGCGCAGACAGAGCUGGAACGAGCAGUCGCACCCUGGAGGCUUCUUUUCCAAGUGGUGGGCUGGAUAUACUGGCGGUAAAUAG